AUGGCCCCCAUCAAUACUUGCAUUGUUCUGGGUUCAUGGGUGAUUUUAGGAUUAUGCAUCAUGUUAUUAGAAAGUCGGGUUGAAGCAAGAGCUUUCUUUGUGUUCGGAGACUCGCUAGUUGACAAUGGCAAUAACAAUUUUCUGGCAACGACUGCUCGAGCAGAUGAGCCACCUUAUGGCAUCGAUUAUCCAACACAUCGACCAACUGGCCGUUUCUCCAAUGGCCUCAAUAUUCCUGAUUUUAUUAGUAAAGAAAUUGGCUCAGAAUCUACAUUACCAUAUUUGAGUCCAGAGCUCAGCGGAGAAAAAUUGCUUGUUGGAGCCAACUUUGCUUCUGCUGGAAUUGGAAUCCUCAAUGACACUGGCAUACAAUUUAUUAACAUCAUAAGAUUGUUCAAGCAACUUGAAUACUUCGAACAAUAUCAACAGCGAGUGACUACUCUUAUCGGAGCUGACCAGACUAAGAAACUCGUUAAUGAGGCACUCGUCCUAAUCACCGCGGGUGGAAAUGAUUUCGUGAACAACUACUUUUUAGUUCCGUACUCUCCAAGAUCUCGUCAAUACUCCUUACCAGAUUAUGUCAAGUUUGUAAUCUCAGAGUACAGACCAAUACUAAUGAAGCUGCAUGAUCUCGGAGCACGAAGGGUACUGGUGACAGGAACUGGACCAUUAGGCUGUGUUCCGGCAGAAUUGGCUAUGCGCAGCAGAGAUGGCAAGUGUGCAGCUGAAUUACAACGAGCUGCAAGCUUGUACAAUCCGCAACUUAUUGAAAUGCUAAAGAGUCUCAACACUGAAUUGGGUUCUGACGUCUUCACUGCUGUCAAUGCACAAGAGAUUCACUAUUCCUUCAUUACUAAUCCUCGAGCAUUUGGAUUUAAAACAUCUAAAAUAGCCUGCUGUGGACAAGGACCUUACAAUGGACUAGGAAUCUGCACUGUGGCAUCAAACAUAUGCGAAAACCGGGAGGAAUAUGCAUUUUGGGAUCCAUUCCAUCCAUCCGAAAAGGCUAAUGCUGUGAUUGUUCAACAGAUAAUGAGUGGAUCUAGCAAGUAUAUGAAUCCCAUGAAUUUGAGCACCAUUAUCGCCUUGGAUUCUAAGCUCUAAUUACAUUUUCUCGAUAAAUAAUACUCAGUACUUUGUGGUCGUUUUUGUAGUAUAUACCAUCCUACAUGUUAGGAGUGGGAGUUUUGUUUCUUGU
Messenger RNA from Carica papaya (papaya), 1198 nucleotides. Its product is annotated as GDSL esterase/lipase At5g33370-like. Gene Ontology annotation, molecular function: hydrolase activity, acting on ester bonds. The record is from RefSeq and is a predicted model, not a curated record. Lineage: Eukaryota; Viridiplantae; Streptophyta; Magnoliopsida; Brassicales; Caricaceae.